AUGCUUUAUCCCUUCUCCCCAACUAUUCAAGAGGCUGGUGCUCCAUUCAUCGGUAACAAUUCCAGUGUAACGAUGGAUGAUAAUACGCGUUCGAACCCCGUCAAUAUAACACAGUCCGAGUCUGGAGACUCCCUCAAUCCUUCUCUAUCUCUGCAAAGCCAGGAUAGUCAUGGGCCUUCCUUGGACAUUUCAGCUACAGAACUCGAAAUUGAUAACCCCUCAGGUGGGAGCAGAAGGAACGUAAAGGCAAAAGCAACACCCUCAGCUUCACUCAUGGACAAGCGGAAGGCGCAAAACCAAGCUGCUCAGCGCGCUUUUCGCGAACGCAAGGAGUGCCACAUCAGGGACCUGAACGACCGAUUCGCCCAGCUUCAGCAAAACGUAUCAACGCUUCAUGAAGAAAAUGAUGAAAAGCGGCAGGAAAUCACCACAGCCUUAGCGGAGAACAAUAUGCUCAAGGAACUGGAGUCGACGUCGGCCGCCGUCCAAGAUGAUUUUAUGUCUGUUUUCCCUUACACAAGUUUCGCAGACUUGGUCGCGCCAGGUGACCAUGACAAGCAACCCAAACACCGCCUCGUAACUGAUCCUCGUACUGGCGAGCGACUUAUGGGAUUACAUACUACUUGGGAAUUUAUUCAACAAGAUCCACGGUUUCAAGAAGGUGUACUGGACCUCGAAAAAAUAUGCAACUACUUGCGCGAGCAGGUGCAGUGUGACGGUCAAGGCCCGGUCUUUGUGGAAAGGUGUGUUCUUGAUGCACUCGACGCCAGUAUAAUAGGAAUGUGA
Messenger RNA from Aspergillus puulaauensis, 786 nucleotides. Its product is annotated as bZIP transcription factor. The record is from RefSeq and is a predicted model, not a curated record. Gene Ontology annotation, cellular component: RNA polymerase II transcription regulator complex. Gene Ontology annotation, molecular function: DNA-binding transcription activator activity, RNA polymerase II-specific; transcription cis-regulatory region binding. The transcript has 3 exons. The coding region runs from base 1 to 786 and encodes 261 amino acids. Lineage: Eukaryota; Fungi; Ascomycota; Eurotiomycetes; Eurotiales; Aspergillaceae.